CUUCACCUCACCACCAUCCCCGUCCACCGCUGCCCUCUACUACAAUGUCAAACGCAAGGCUCUCCGCGCUCGCUACCCAAACACUAACACUCCUCUUCGAGCGCUCCCGGAUGCAGUCCCUCUCCCCAGAGCCCUCGCAGCUCCACCUCCCACAAAUUACCGCCAACCUCGAGACGCUGCGCACCGCCGUACUCGCGUCGCCCCCGUACGCCGCAGAGACGGAGGACCUUCGCGUGCAAUACGAGCGGCUGCUGGAUAUGCUGGGCGAGGCCGAGGCGCAGAAGGCCGGGCUCGAGCGGAUACCACCGCCCCGCGAGCCGACACCGCCACCCCAGCCGCUGUCGCCGUCGCCAACGCCGAGCUCGGAUACGCCGUACGAGCCGUACACGGACGACCCUGGCGUCUCGGACCACGGUAUCCUCCUCCAGCAGCACGAGAUGAUGUCUGACCAAGACACGCGCCUCGACGUACUCUCGUCCUCGAUAGGUCGGCAGCACCACCUCUCACUACAGAUCAACGACGAACUCGAUACGCACUCGGGCCUGCUCGACACGCUCGAUACGGACCUCGACUCGACGCAUGACCGCAUGACGUCCGCCCGGAGACGGCUCGACAGGGUCGCGCGGGGCGCCAAGGCCAACGGCUCGUCUGUGACGAUUGCGCUUCUCAUCGUCGUUCUCCUCAUACUGAUCGUCGUAUUCAAAACAUGAUGACGACCACGCAUCCUUGGGUCUGCGCUGCUGUCAAUGCGCAUGUACGCGCUUGAUGCAAGACUGCGGUUCAUAGGACUAUCUCUAUUAUAUACGUGUACCGGAUAUUUACCCCAC
This is a messenger RNA of Coniophora puteana RWD-64-598 SS2, 827 nucleotides long. RefSeq lists its product as uncharacterized. The record is from RefSeq and is a predicted model, not a curated record. The transcript has 4 exons. Lineage: Eukaryota; Fungi; Basidiomycota; Agaricomycetes; Boletales; Coniophoraceae. The coding region runs from base 45 to 710 and encodes 221 amino acids.